UUGGCUUCUGCGGUGAUGGCUCUGGGACUGCAGCGUCCCUGGCAGGUGCUUGCUGGACUCUUGCUCUGCCUGUGCAUCGGGCGAUGGGCAGAGGCUGGGAAGGUGCUGGUGGUCCCCAUGGACGGCAGCCACUGGCUCAGCAUGCGGGAGGCUGUGCGGGAGCUCCACGCCAGAGGCCACCAAGCAGUGGUCCUUUCUCCGGAGGUGAAUAUGCAUAUCAGGGCAGCGGACUUUUUCACCUUAAAAACCUAUACCAGUUCAUACACCCAGGAUGAAUUUGAUUCUCUCCUGAUGAGCCAUGUUCAUGUGCAUUUUGAAAGAGUACAUUUUCUAACACUGUUUUUGAAAGCUAUGACAAUUUUGAAAAAAGGAACUUUGAUGUUUGAGAGGUUUUGUGAGGAUCUGUUGUAUAACAAGGACCUGAUCAGUCACCUGAAUGCCAGCUCCUUUGAUGUGGUUUUAACGGAUCCUGUUUACCCCUGCGGAGCAGUGCUGGCUAAGUACCUGUCGAUUCCGGCUGUGUUUUUUUUGCGUUCCGUUCCGUGUGACUUAGAUGCUGAGGGCACAGCGUGUCCAAACCCUUUCUCCUAUGUUCCUAGGUUAUUAACAACGAAUUCAGACCACAUGACAUUCUUCCAAAGGGUCAAGAACAUGCUCUACCCUCUGAGCCUGAUAUACAUUUGCCGAGUUUCUUUCACUCCUUAUGCACGUAUGGCCUCUGAGCUUCUCCAGAGAGAGGUGUCGCUGGUGGAUAUUUUUGGCUCUGCAUCCAUGUGGCUGUUCAGAGGAGACUUCGUGAUGGACUACCCCCGGCCAAUCAUGCCCAACAUGGUGUUCGUUGGGGGUAUCAACUGUGCCCACAGGAAACCAUUGUCUCAGGUGAGUAGGAGCAGAGAACUUGAGGUGUGA
Hippopotamus amphibius kiboko is the source of this 909-nucleotide messenger RNA. RefSeq names its product UDP-glucuronosyltransferase 1A3-like. Lineage: Eukaryota; Metazoa; Chordata; Mammalia; Artiodactyla; Hippopotamidae. The record is from RefSeq and is a predicted model, not a curated record. The coding region runs from base 16 to 909 and encodes 297 amino acids. Gene Ontology annotation, molecular function: UDP-glycosyltransferase activity. The transcript has 2 exons.